Suillus bovinus is the source of this 426-nucleotide messenger RNA. RefSeq lists its product as uncharacterized. The record is from RefSeq and is a predicted model, not a curated record. Lineage: Eukaryota; Fungi; Basidiomycota; Agaricomycetes; Boletales; Suillaceae. Bases 1 to 426 code for a protein of 141 amino acids. The transcript is spliced from 3 exons.
AUGGUCCAUGCUGGUGGCCGCCCAGUGCCAUCCCUAAUCAACGACAACUUUGAGCGUCUCGACAAAGUUGCAAACAGUUCUGGCCGUUACUUCUGGAAAUGCAAGCACUGUGGUAAUCUCGACAAUUCCCUGGCGCCAAAAUCCAAGGUCGCGACAAUAGUCUGCCUAACCAUAUCAUCCGCCACUGCAAGGAUGCUGCUCCUGAGCUUCGCCAAAAAGCCCGGACAUUAUUAUGAACAAGACAGUUCUGGUGGUGUGAUCAAGAAGCGGAAGAAGAUUUCGACAUUGGAUGGAUAUGUAGACUACCCACUUAGUGACGAGCAAGCCAAACUUGCAAAUAUAAAACUGCUUCGAGUUAUGCCAACCGGCAGAACUGGUUGUUCUGCCGGUUCUGCCGGUUCUGCCGGCACUACUAUUCUCAAGUAG